AUGGAUUCAGAACUCAAACAGAGAAGUCUUGCUGUGAAUGUUUUGGAGCCAUGUAUCCUUGUCACAAUUACAAUGGUGUGCCUGAUUGGAAACAGCCUUAUAUGCAUAGCCGUGUACAGAAAUGCAAGGCUCCGUGCGUCCACAAACCUCUACAUAGCUUCUUUAGCUAUCAGUGAUAUCAUCAACGCAGUCAUUGUGAUGCCUUUAACUUUGGGUGUCCUUAUUACAGGGAAAUGGCCAUUCGGUGAGGCAGUCUGCGAUUUCCACGCCUUCUUCACCCUGUUUUCUAUUUACGUAUCCCCAACCACGAUGGGACUGACGGCCUUCAACAGAUACGUCCGCAUCGUUAAGCCUCAACACUACUCACGAAUCUUCACUGAUUCUCGAUCAAAAGUAUAUGUCGCAGCAGUUUGGCUGACUGUCGCAGGGUACAUUUCAAUUCCCAAGAUGGCAGGCUUGACUAAAUAUCGCUUCUUCGCUGGAUAUGCCGCUUGUAUCGUUGAGCAACCCACCACAGCCAUCAUGAUAGUUCAGCAUAUCAUUGCCGUCUUGUUUUUCUUUCUUCUUCCACUCGGUGUUGCAUUAGUUUCCUACUUCAAGGUCUUCCAGAAAAUAAAACAUCACAAUAUGAACAUGGCUUCCACGGCCCACGCCGAGGGCAGGGAAAAUCGAUUGACUGUCAAAGAGAUCAAGCUUACCAAAUCACUCGCCAUUGUUGUGUUCGCCUUUUUAUUAUGUUGGAUUCCAUUUUGGAUCAUUGUGAUGAUAAAGCGCUUCGCUUCUGAUGUUGUCGUUCCACGUAACAUCCAACUUCUGUGUACAUUUUUGACGUUUUUCUCGAGCACUAUAAACCCAUUUAUAUAUGCUGGCAUGAAUCCCUCCUUCCGCGCCGAGUUUCGUCGAAUUUUGCUCUGCAAAGUAAAGUCAUCACAACUCUGUGAGGAGCCUUGUUGUCCAAAAGAGGUUGAGUUAAAGAAAAUAUUAGCGAGAAGCGCCCGUGGCACAGAAAAUCAGGAAGAAGAGGGAAGUACCUUAGUCAGGGACCGGGCGGUCAACGUUCGGAUUGAACCAAAAGCAAAGGAUCUCAGUAAAAAGAUAUCAAUUUAA
Molecule: messenger RNA, 1107 nt
Organism: Pocillopora verrucosa
Lineage: Eukaryota; Metazoa; Cnidaria; Anthozoa; Scleractinia; Pocilloporidae
Source: RefSeq, a predicted model, not a curated record